GCUUCGGUCGCUUCGUUGAGUUGUAACCCCUCCUCCCCCCACCCCCCACACACAGCCUCUGAGGGGGGAAACUAUGCCAGAUAUCGGCGCUCUGACAACAGGUGAGCGGCGCUGUGCGUGCUGCGGCUCGUCUCUGUGUGGACUAACAACAAGGUGGGAGAGCGGCGCUUUGCUGCAGAGCCAACGCUGUUUAGAGGCCGAGGAGCCUCUUCAAGAAAAUUGGAAGGUGUCAUUUUGGUUGCUGUCAACACAUUGUGUCGACUCAAAUGAUGCAGCGGAGAGAAACCCCCCCCCCGACCGGAAAAUGCCACACUGCUUUUGAGCAGCGAGCACUAAGGAUAAGAGCUGGCUUUUACCUUUGGUUGGUGGCAUGAAGACGAUCACGUCCAGCCUUCCUCUGCAGUAGCUUGGCAGCAUGGCUUCAUCACCUCCUUCCAGAGUGGACCCCAGCAGCUCGUUAACGCCGAGCUGGAUGCUGACGCCCACAUAGACCCACACCACUGAACCCAAAGCGAGGCGUUCCCCUCAGGCCUGAAAACGUCUGUACGAACUACUCUGAAAACAUGGCUGGUGCCGGAGCGGCUCGUAUCCAGGACUGAGCCGUCGCCUCAGCGUAACAGCAGCUGGGCCGAGACCUCGGACCAUGUUCUGCCUGUGAUUCGGGGCUUCGGUGGCAGAGCUGCGGCGUUCGGCAUUAAGACAAACCCGGACUCUGAGCCAUGUCUCUUCUCUUCGGCCUGAGCAUCGUCUGUGGAUUGAUGCUCCAUGAUGGUGUUAGUGCCCUCAACACUCAUUACUGUGUCCCGCGAAAGACCGUCCCCUUUCAGAAUGAUCUGAUGCUAUUUAGAGAGAAGGACAUAUUCAACUACUCCACUAUACUAAUGAGAGACGACCUGGGGGUGCUGCUGGUCGGGGCACGAGAGGCCAUUUACGCUCUGGACAUCGACAACAUCUCUGUCAGAAAGUCUGUGGUGUAUUGGAGAGUUCCCAAGGAGAAGCAGACCGAGUGCACGUACAAGGGGAAGCUCGCUGAGGUGGAAUGUCGCAACUACAUUCGAACCCUGCACAGAGUCAACGCCACCACUAUGUAUGUGUGCGGCACAAAUGCUUUCAGCCCCACCUGUGAUUACAUGACGUUUGUAAAUGGAACGCUGCAGCUGCAGCAGAGGCAGGACGAGGGGAAGGGGAAGUGUCCUUUUGAUCCCUUCCAGAGAUACUCCUCCCUCAUGGUCGGAAAUGACCUAUAUUCUGCUACAUCCAUCAACUUCUUGGGCUCUGAGCCGGUGGUGCUGCGCAGUUCGAACUUGGCUCUUCGCACUGAGUUUAGGAGCUCCUGGCUGAGUGAGCCAGACUUUGUCUACAUGGACCUUGUGGAUGAGAGUUCAGACAGUCCUGAUGGAGAUGACGACAAGGUGUAUUUGUUCUUCAGUGAGAAGGCCAUGGAGUUCGACCUCUACAGCAAGGUCGCUGUGUCACGAGUGGCCCGCGUCUGCAAGGGCGAUAUGGGCGGCCAGCGGACGCUGCAGAGGAAAUGGACGUCGUUCCUGAAAGCCAGUCUGGAUUGUUCCCUCUCUGAACCCAGCCUGCCCCCCAUUGUCCAGGAUGUCUUCCUGCUGAAGCACCAGGACUGGAGGAAGAGCAUCUUCUACGCUGUCUUCACGCAGUCGGCCUUGUCCCAGGUGUCUGCGGUCUGCGCCUACAGUGUGCAGUCUAUUAGCGAUCUUUUCAGUGAAGGAAAGUUUAAAACUCCUGUUACCGUGGAGACGUCCCACGUGAAGUGGGUGAUGUAUACUGGAGAAGUUCCAGUACCCAGACCGGGAGCGUGCAUCAACAAUGUUGCCCGUAAAAUGGGAAUGAACCGCUCUCUGGACCUUCCUGACAAAACCCUCCAGUUUAUCCGCGACCGUCCUCUCAUGGACGAACCCGUUCGUCCUCUGACAGGAGGACCGCUGCUGGUCAAGAGGGGAGCGCUGCUGACUCGCAUCGUUGUGGACAGUGUGCUGGCCCUGGACGGGCAGAGCUACGCUGUCAUGUUCAUCGGCGACGACAACGGUUAUGUCCAGAAAGCCGUCAACUACGAUGGAGAGAUGUUCAUCAUCGAGGAGGUUCAGCUGUGGGAGAACCCUGUGCCCAUCAUCGCCCUGCGCCUGUCAUCCAGCAAGGGUUGGCUGUACGCAGGCUCAGAGCUCGGCGCUAUCCAGAUGCCGGUGAGUAACUGCAGCCGCCAUGACACCUGCAUGGACUGCAUCGUGGCCAGGGAUCCUUACUGCGCCUGGGACCUGUCCACGCGCCAGUGCUCUUCAGUCCACAGCUCGCGCCCCUCCCCAGACAGCAUACAGAGCCUGAAGGAGGCAGACGUCACGCGGUGUCCUCAGCCAGAUCCGGUAGCAGCUGUGGACUUAACCCUUGUUCCUCAGAACAACAUCCAGCUGCCCUGCCAGCUCCACUCCAACCUGGCUCGGGUCCACUGGCGAUUCUCUGAGCAAACACUUCACUCCGACCACAAAUACUACAUCUACGACGGAGGCCUCCUCGUCCUGAGCGCCUCCGAGGCAGACGCAGGCGAGUACGUCUGUGACUCAGUGGAGCAGAUAAACGGCAGGACGUACAACCGAACCGUGGCGGUUUAUCGCCUGCAGCUCUACUUCGGACCAACAGCCCGGGCCGGUACCACCCCUAGCAGUGGAGUGACAAAUUCCACAGGUUCUGCUCACGGAGCCACUACAGCUGCGCCAGGCCCGAGUCCAACCACCCACAGCGGGGACCCGUUGCCCCCCGAGACUCGAAGUGACGGUGGCAAAAUAACGGGUCUGGAAGUGGCCGUGGCGCUGCUGUCGCUGCUCUGCCUCGUCCUGAUCGGCGCCGUCCUGUGGCGAUGGAAGUGCCUCACGUUUCUCCAGCGCUCCGGUGAGAACGAGGGGAAGAGGCAGUCGGGCGAUUACAAGCACAUUCAGUACAGGUCUCCAGAGAAGAAACUAACGGGGCCUCACUCUGGGAGACCUUGCAGUGCCAAUAAUAAUCACACUACUGUUGACUUCAAAGGGAACGGGGAGCACCACUUCCCACCUGUGAUUAACAUUUCAACUCUGAAUGGUCUGGGAUACAUAAAAGAAGAGUCAGCGAUUUGACCAGUUAUGUACUAACUACCUUCCUUAUACGUGUACGUCUAAGAUGAGAGUGUUCUUAGAAAACAUCUUCACAUUAUAAGUGGACUGAUCUCAGACAGCACGCCGUAGGGGGGGAAUGCUACUUUUGUAUGAUGACUUGGGAACAUGCUGUGUAAUAUAUGUGAUAUAUAAUGUACAGCAAAGCCCCUUUUUCCAGCUAUUUAUUUGUUUUUAUUUCAUUUAAAACAUGCAAAUCUACAGUCAGCUAAGCUUGGAAGUGUCAUUAGGGAGCAGUAGCAAACAGUGGCCUCUAAUGUCCAGGCUCCUUUUUUUGAUUUUAUGGAUACUACAUCUUAAAAGCAGAAACUGUCUGGUGGUCUUUGACCGUGUUAGUGAUGGACAUAAACUCACUGAUAAUGUUAAAUAGUCUAAACGGUUAUUUCACUCCUGUAAAUGUUUUACUAUUAAUGAUGCCACCCACAUCAUACUACUGUAAUGAAAGGGGCGUUUACUGUAGGUACCUGUGUUUUUUUUCUAAACCAAACAUAAUAUAAAUAUGAUUUCUUACUGUGAAUAAUACUGGAAAUAUUGUUGGUGUGUACAUUUUAGUCAGUAAACUAAACCUUUUUACAGGUAA
Molecule: messenger RNA, 3744 nt
Organism: Betta splendens (Siamese fighting fish)
Lineage: Eukaryota; Metazoa; Chordata; Actinopteri; Anabantiformes; Osphronemidae
Exons: 14
Coding region: 720-3128 (802 amino acids)
Biological process (GO): neural crest cell migration; positive regulation of cell migration; negative chemotaxis
Molecular function (GO): semaphorin receptor binding; chemorepellent activity
Source: RefSeq, a predicted model, not a curated record